Arabis nemorensis is the source of this 894-nucleotide messenger RNA. The record is from the annotation of a GenBank genome assembly. Lineage: Eukaryota; Viridiplantae; Streptophyta; Magnoliopsida; Brassicales; Brassicaceae.
AUGCCCUCUUCGAUUGUGGAUCUGCGACGGAGAGACGAAGGAUGGAUCUUUGAACAAACCUCCACCAGCGAAAGUCAAGCCAACGAAGAAGAAGAAGGACGAACAGUACGGAAUAGUUCUCUCUGGCACGGGACUCGAGGCACUCAAUCUUCAACCGAGCCAUGGAAGCUCGCCGUCGUGCCUGAGCCUCUUCUCCGACGACAUAAGGCUUCUCUGGCAGUGUGCGAUUGCGAGAUGACGUCUCACCUUACGGUCCGAGCACUCUCCUUCUCCUCGGGCGGUAACCCGCGGGUUGAUCGAAGUGAAGCCCACGACUUUUGGGUGAAGCAAGUCUCGUCGAUGGCCAAGCCCCCGCCACCGUCUGAGCCUCCGGAUCCGCCGGACCCUCCGUGUCGUUGGCUUCAUCUUCUGCUCCUUCGAUGGCGAGACCCAAUCCCCGCAAAGAUCCCAACCCGUCCCCGCUUGCGCAUCCCUUACCGGGACAGUAGCUCCGGAGCGCGGCCAUGGCUCUCCUCCGAUCCUCUGCUAUCAUCACCCCUCUCGCUUCACCCUCACCGUUACCGAGCCUCCAUCAUUGUCCACGGAUCCAAUUCCCACUUUGUCGACGACGAGAUAUUGUGGUACAGAAGCGCCGCCUCCACCUCGCGAUCUCACCUUCCAACUGUAUCACCGUCGGCUCUCACCGGAAUCUCCCCCGAAUCUGAACGUCACCAGAUUGGGUUGGAGCUCGGCUUGGAUUCAACGGCUCACCACCUCAUUUGUCGGAUUCCGCAACAUCUACACCCUAACCCGACCUGUUGGUCACCACCGAUCUCCUUUGGCGGCCGCCGGAACUAUAAUCGCCGGCAAGGACUCACUGCAAAAAUUCGUGGUCAACAACGACACUUCCGUUGA